AUGAGCCCAGAACCCUCCAGGCGAUGCACCCACUGCUCCAGGCCCCACAGCAGCUCUGCUGACCCUGCAGGCGUGCUCUGUGUGACAGAGUCUGCCAUGUGUCUUCCGCAGGUGGGUGUGGGCCCUUCCCCUGGCCACCCCCAGGCCAGGCCUGGUCUGUCCACACUCUCUCUGGAGCCCCUUCUGCCACCAGCCCCCCGGCUCUCGCCUUGGAGCUUGGCGAUGCUGUCUGUUCACUUAAGCUUUCCCAUCUGUGUCCAAGCUAGGAGACCAAAUCUCACCAUAAAUGGAAACAUUUCGAGGGGGCCCCAGACAACUGCCAAACAACUUGGGGGAUGA
Molecule: messenger RNA, 339 nt
Organism: Rangifer tarandus platyrhynchus (Svalbard reindeer)
Lineage: Eukaryota; Metazoa; Chordata; Mammalia; Artiodactyla; Cervidae
Source: the annotation of a GenBank genome assembly